Molecule: messenger RNA, 603 nt
Organism: Pelobates cultripes (western spadefoot toad)
Lineage: Eukaryota; Metazoa; Chordata; Amphibia; Anura; Pelobatidae
Source: the annotation of a GenBank genome assembly
AUGUUUUCCAGCUCCAGUCUCACUGAAGAAGGUGUUGAAGGUUUCACAUCUCUGUUGAUGGAAUGUCUCUCUGUUGAUUAUGGGAAGAAGUCCAAACUUGAAUUUGCCAUUUAUGCAGCACCUCAAGUCUCAGCUGUGGUUGACCCCUACAAUUCCAUCCUGACCACUCAUACCACCAUGGAGCAUUCAGAUUGCGCCUUCAUGGUGGACUAUGAGGCUAUCUAUGACAUUUGCUGCAGAAAUCUAGAUAUUGAGCGUCCCACAUAUACCAAUCUCAAUCGCCUUAUCAGUCAGAUAGUGUCCUCUAUUACAGCCUCUCUCAGAUUUGAUGGUACCCUGAAUGUUGAUCAUACUGAAUUCCAAACCAACUUGGUGCCCUAUCCUCAUAUUCAUUUCCCUCUGGCCACUUAUGCCCCUGUUAUUUCUGCAGAGAAAGCUUACCAUGAGCAGCUGACUGUGUCUGAUAUUACAAAUGCAUGAUUUGAGCCAGCUAAUCAGAUGGUAAAAUGUGACCCACAUCACGGUAAAUACAUGGCUUGCUGCCUGUUGUAUCGUGGUGAUUUUGUGCCCAAAGAUGUUAAUGCAGCUAUUGCCACCAUCAAG